Nylanderia fulva is the source of this 1089-nucleotide messenger RNA. RefSeq lists its product as uncharacterized. Gene Ontology annotation, molecular function: catalytic activity. The record is from RefSeq and is a predicted model, not a curated record. NCBI's taxonomy places the organism in Eukaryota, Metazoa, Arthropoda, Insecta, Hymenoptera, Formicidae.
AUGGCCGAUAGAAUACUCCAAGCCAACCUCAACCAUGCGAGGAACGCCCAGGAUCUCUUCGUCCAUACUAUGGCGGAGAGAUCCUGCGGCUUAGGCAUUGUGGCGGAGCCGUACAAAGUACCCAAUAAAAACUGGGUAAAAAGUACCGACGGCUCCGCCGCAAUAGUAAGGAGGAAUACGCCCGACUCCCCCCCCCUAGGUCUCAUAGGAGCGGGCGAGGGAUACGUGGCGGCUUCCUGGGGGCCCAUCAUCGUUAUAGGGGUAUACCUCCCGCCAAGCUUAAAAAACAACGAAUUCGGCGGGAGGUUGAGGACCCUAGAGAGGGAGAUUGCCUGUCAUCACCCCAAACCGAUAAUGGUCGCGGGGGAUUUCAAUGCCAAAUCAACGGCAUGGGGUUCCCCGCGGACCGACUGGCGGGGUGAUGAAGUUGAAGAGUGGGCGGCGCAAUGCGACCUGACGCUCCUCAAUUUGGGGAGCGAAAAGACAUGUGUGCGCCGACAGGGCGGGUCAAUUGUGGAUCUCACAUGGAUGACCCGCCCGGCGGCAAGGAUGGUUAAGAAGUGGAGGGUGGCGACGGAGAUCGAAACUCUAUCUGACCACAGAUACAUAGAGAUCUCCGUCGCCAUCACCACAAAGGAGGUCGCAGAGCGUCGCCUACAAAGAGAGGCGGUCUUCAAAAGAUGGGCUCUCAGGAAGCUGGACACGGACAUGUUUAUGGCGGCAAUUAAUGCCGCCAUGAUAGGAAGGGAAGAGGGGACCGGGGAUUUAGAAGAGCAUAGGGCAUGGCUAACAAGCGUCGUAACCCAAGCAUGCGACGUAGCCAUGCCCAAGGUCAAAGCCCGGUCCCCGAAGCAUGCGUACUGGUGGUCGGAGGACAUCGCCGAGCUAAGGUGGUCCACCGACCACGCAAGGAGGGAGAUAAAAAGGAGGAAGAAGCACGCGCUACUGGACCCAGAAGGAUUGGAGGACGCGUGGACGCCUAUAAACAUAGAAAGACGACCUACGCGCUUCCAUCCAACAGGCGAAGGCGAGGGCCUGGGAGGAACUGAUCUCCUCCCUAGACGACGACCCGUAGGGCCGUCCCUAUAA